This is a messenger RNA of Candoia aspera, 4836 nucleotides long. RefSeq names its product solute carrier family 44 member 2 (CTL2 blood group) (gene SLC44A2). The record is from RefSeq and is a predicted model, not a curated record. Gene Ontology annotation, biological process: transmembrane transport. Bases 142 to 2310 code for a protein of 722 amino acids. The transcript is spliced from 22 exons. Gene Ontology annotation, molecular function: transmembrane transporter activity. Lineage: Eukaryota; Metazoa; Chordata; Lepidosauria; Squamata; Candoiidae.
AUCGGGGGGCGCCAGGCCGUCUGCGGACCCGCGCGCCUUCCUUCUCUUGCCCCACCCCGCCUACUCGCAGUCCCCCGGGAGCCGCGCCUCGCAGGCGCUUCUGCGCUCGCUUAUUGCAAGCUACGCCUGAUUUCCGCAGAGAUGAACGGCGAACCCAGCAGCAAGGAGCCGGACGAUGGAGACGGGCCUCACGGGACACCGCGUAAAUAUGACCCAACUUUCAAAGGCCCCAUUUAUGACAGGAGCUGCACAGAUGUCAUCUGUUGUAUCUUGCUGCUGGUUGCAAUUGGGGGCUACGUUGCAGUAGGUAUUGUGGCAUGGACACAAGGAGACCCCCGCAAGGUGAUUUAUCCAACAGACAGUCGUGGUCAGUUCUGUGGCCAAAAGGGCACACCCAAUGAGCAGAAGCCUUUCUUGUUCUACUUCAACAUCAUAAAAUGUGCCAGCCCUCUGGUGUUGCUGGAAUUUCAGUGUCCUACUACACAGAUCUGUGUGAGCCAGUGUCCAGAUCGCUAUCUCACCUUCCUACAAGCCUCUACUGUUGACCUCACAGGAACCAAGGAGCUAAAAUAUUAUCAACAGUUUUGUGUCCCAGAGUUUACAGAUCUGACAAAGAGUGCACCUGAAGUGUUGAAAGAUGGUGACUGCCCAGCCAUGCUUACACCAAGCAAGCCCUUGGCUCGUAGAUGCUUACCUGCAAUCAACAGUAAGAAAGGUGUUAUCAUGGUUGGAAACACAACAACUUUUGAUGAUGGAAGAGGAAAGAAAAGGAAUGUGACAGAACUUCUGGAAGGGGCCAAAAAGGCAAAUGUCCUUCUGGAGACAAGACAAGUGGCUAUGAAGAUCUUUGAAGAUUACACCGUUUCCUGGUACUGGAUAAUAAUAGGUCUCGUGAUUUCCAUGGUGGUCAGUCUUGUAUUUAUUGUUCUGCUCCGGUUCCUGGCAGGGAUCAUGAUUUGGGUGAUGAUUGUACUGGUGAUCCUGGUGCUUGGAUACGGAAUCUUUCAUUGUUAUAUGGAAUAUGCUCUUCUGAAACAACAGGCUGGUUCCGAUGUCUCCUUGGUGGAACUUGGAUUCCAGACAGACUUCCGUGUCUAUCUCCACCUGAAGCAAACCUGGUUAGCUUUCAUGAUCAUCCUGUGCAUUAUGGAAGUUAUCAUUAUCCUACUGCUUAUCUUCUUGCGCAAGAGAAUCCUCAUAGCCAUUGCACUGAUCAAGGAAGCUAGCAGGGCUAUCGGACACAUCAUGACAUCACUUCUGUUUCCUCUCUGCACUUUCUUUCUGGUGUGUCUCUGCAUUGCUUACUGGGCCAGUACUGCCGUCUUCUUGUCUACCUCUAAUGAAGCUGUCUAUAAGGUGUUCAAUGAUACAGAAUGCCAAUAUGCUGGAACAACCUGCAACCCAGAGACCUUCAGUGCUUCCAACGUCACCAAGCUGUGCCCAGGAGCACGUUGCCUCUUUGCCUUCUAUGGUGGUGAGACCGCCUACCACAAGUACCUCAUCAUCUUCCAGAUUUUCAAUGUUUUCAUGUUCUUCUGGCUGGCCAACUUUGUCAUUGCCUUGGGCCAAGUCACACUAGCUGGGGCCUUUGCCUCGUACUACUGGGCCUUUAAGAAACCUGAUGAUAUGCCAGCGUUUCCCCUCUUCUCUUCCUUUGGCCGAGCACUCAGGUAUCACACUGGUUCACUGGCCUUUGGGUCUCUGAUUCUUGCCAUUGUCCAGGUCAUUCGAGUCCUUCUGGAGUACUUGGAUCAUAGACUAAAAGCUUCUGAGAACAUGUUUGCCAAGUUCCUUUUGACCUGUCUCAAAUGCUGCUUCUGGUGCCUGGAGAAGUUCAUCAAGUUCUUGAACAGGAAUGCGUAUAUUAUGAUUGCUAUUUACGGCACCAAUUUCUGCACUUCUGCAAGGAAUGCCUUUUUCCUACUCAUGAGGAACAUAAUCAGGGUGGCUGUUCUGGACAAAGUCACUGAUUUCCUGUUUUUCCUUGGAAAACUCCUAAUUGUUGGAAGUGUUGGUAUCCUUGCCUUCUUCUUUUUCACCCAAAGAAUAAAGCUGAUUCAAGACACAGCGCCAACUCUCAAUUAUUACUGGGUCCCCAUUCUGACAGUGAUUGUGGGCUCCUACCUCAUUGCACAUGGAUUUUUCAGUGUGUAUGCCAUGUGUGUGGACACACUUUUCCUCUGCUUCUGCGAAGAUCUGGAAAGGAACGAUGGAACUCCUGAGCGGCCUUAUUACAUGUCCUCUGCCUUGAGUGAAAUCCUCCUGAAGGGAAGCCUAAAACCUUCCAAAAGUGCUGAGAGUCAAGAAUAGGGACGGUGCACCGAAUGGGAAAGGCGCAUGCAGGUGUCCCACUGCAAGCCUUCUGUGUGUAGAUGCUGACCCUUCAUGGCAACACUGGGCAAAUUUUGAUAUUCUGAGAAAUGAUGGGUGCUCUUGAGUCUUGCAUCAAGCAAGGGGCAAUUGGUGGUGUAUAAUCUGUUUCUGUCCAGCAGAUUUUCCAGCACCAAAGGAGAGGACCUGAGAUUGGAGGGUGAAUGUGCUUAAUGUUGAAAAAAAUGCCUCAGUAUGAUUGUACUAUUGCUGUCUUUAUGGUUGCUCUUGGCACAGAUAUCCCAUCAAAUGCACAAAGAACACUGGAACAAUUCAAAACAAAGUAAAAAUAUCAACAGCAGUAUAUUAACAAGUUCCAUUACAAUGGAAACUUUUUCAAAAAUUGGACCUUUCUAGAUUCCAGUUGCCCCCUCCAUAUUCCAUAUACAGCAGUUCAUAAGACAGAUAGCCCAGUCUAGCAGCAUCUUGACAUUUAAGAAAGCAGCUGUUUUGAAAUAAAUGAAAUGCUUUGACAAAGGUUUGCUCACUUAGUAGCACACUUUCCUUUGGUCAGAUAGAUUUUUGAAUUAGUAUACAAAUACAAUUGUAUGCAACUAGAGGCAAAAAGCGGGAUGAGGAUAAACACAAUGAGCACCAUUUCUCUUUCAAAUUAGUUUCAGCUCUUUAGAAAUCUCUUGCUUCAUUUCGAGUGCUUUGUUGCUGGCUCAAACUAGUAACAAGCCCUCCAGGGUAAGAAGUCCUUGGAGGGGCUUCUUCUGCCUUUCUGUUUCCCUGCAUUAUAUGGGGAUGUGGUCAACAAAAGGAAUCAAAGAUUAGCACAACUGUUCUAAAGGGGGAAUGCUGAAACGCAAAUCUGAGGUCAAGCAAGGUUCUCUUCUGCUAUUUGCAUUAUUUCACUUGCAACAUUUGUUUUCCUACCUAUGAAUAGGAAAAUGUAUUAUCUAGAGAAGUGACAGUUCCUGGACAAGGAAGCUAUUAUCCAGUUUCUUUGUAUCCCAUGGAAAGAAAAGACCUCAGAUUUCAUGGACAUGCCUGGAAUCUUUGAGAAUGGCAAGAUUUACCCCCUCAUUUUAAGACAGGGUUUAAAAAAUUCUCCCUAACCAGAUCUUCUCUGGGGAAAAACUCUACAGUCUUUCCUGUUGAAUAGCAGAAGGGGCAAAUUCUCAAAUCAGAAUCCUUUUCAGUCUAAUUAUGUAUGUCUGUCGUAUGCACUUAUUUGCUCAUGGUGAGGUCUAAUCUCUACUACAAGCAGUGGUUAAGUUCCCUUUCAUUUCCACAUGUCAGGAGUUACUCCUAUGUGUAUUUGCAUGCCUGGUCUAUCUCCCUUCUGCUAGUCCUGAAGUGAUCUUUUCACAUCCCUUUGCUUGGGGGGAUUUGUGUCUCUUUGCAGUGGAAGACCUGGAGCGCAAUGAUGGCUCUACUGAGAAGCCUUACUUCAUGUCCUCUAAUCUGAGAAAACUCCUGAAGAAGACCAAUAAACAGAUGGAUGAAUGACUUGACAUCCCUGUUUUUGCAUGAGACAGAAUGAAAUGAGCCCACGAGUUUUGUCAAGAAAGAGCAGCAUGUAUGAGGUUACACCUGCUGUGUCUUACUGUGCCAGAUAACAGUAGCUUGGGCAAAUUGGACACCUCUCUUGUAUAUUUCAAAUUUUGGAGUAUAGAGGUUUUUAUUUGUUUUGCCUUUUGAAAUUAUAAAUUAGCCACAGGUUACAAUAGCUAUAGUUUAAGAAUACAGCAUAAUAGAUCAGACUGAGAUAUUUGCCACCAGUUAAGAAAGCCAUCCUUCUGUUGAUUGGACUUGGACUGUAUAAGUGUUGGGUUGGCAAUUCAUCCUUGCUAAUACAGCCAGGAUAUAGACAGUGCUAUAUCUGUAAGUGAUCCAAUGAAGCUAUGUUUGAUCCAGUUUAGUUAUUAACCAUGUGUUCUAAAAGUUUUUAUUUUUCUUGUAAUGGCAUUUAUUUCAUGUACAUCAUUGACCACUUAAAAAGGUCACCUUAAAGGUAUUGAUGACCCCAGGAAGGGUUUUUAAUAUUAUAUACUGAUGUUUAUGGAAAAAUGUAUUUAUUUUCUACAAUUUACGUAAACUGCCACUCCACAUUCCCAAGACAAUUUAAUAAUGAAACCAAACACAAUAAAUAGUAAAUCCAGGUAAGAAAAAAUUACUCUAGGAAAAGAUUGUUGGAACUGGGGAAGGAAAACUUGGCAAUAGCUUUGUUUUUUUUAUGAAAAUGGUCAGAAUCAUAUGAAAAUACAUGUAAAACAAUAAAAUUAGCAUGAAAUAUGAAACAAAUCAAUACAUGACAAAGGAGCCAUAAUAAUCUAAAAAGUUCAAAAUUAUGUACUAUAUAUCAGCAAUUUACUUUGAAAUUUCUACCAAAAAAGCCAUCUAUUUUUAAACUGCCCAAGUAGAUUUAACUUAAUUUUUGCUUUUUUAUAUUUUAUUUCCUAUAUUGCUGUACCUUUCACAGAAAAUAUAACUGAAAUAUUAAACAUUUUGUUUUGUAAA